Messenger RNA from Beauveria bassiana ARSEF 2860, 990 nucleotides. Its product is annotated as ribosomal protein S9/S16. The coding region runs from base 1 to 990 and encodes 329 amino acids. Lineage: Eukaryota; Fungi; Ascomycota; Sordariomycetes; Hypocreales; Cordycipitaceae. Gene Ontology annotation, cellular component: mitochondrial small ribosomal subunit; ribosome. The record is from RefSeq and is a predicted model, not a curated record. Gene Ontology annotation, molecular function: RNA binding; structural constituent of ribosome. The transcript has 2 exons. Gene Ontology annotation, biological process: translation.
AUGGCCAGUCUCAAUGCGAGCCUGCGCCAACUGCGGUGUAACAUGCCCGCUCUCGGCUCACAAUGGCUGCCCACGGCCGUGAAGCGAGCUGUCCCCUCGACGCCCCUAGCCAUCCGAACCCUCGCGACGACUACUUCGACGACGACGACGACGCCACGGAGAAGCAACGACCCGUUCUCAAGCUUUGGUGGCGGUGACAGCAGCAGCAACGCUCUCAAAGAGCAGCUCGAGGCGAUCCGGAUCCCGCACGUGGGCGUAGUUCACGCCCGCGCGGUACCCUCGACGCCGUCGUACUUUUCGCGGACGCCGCGCUUCAACGACCUGCACAUUCAGCUGUCGCGACUGCUCGCCCGCUACAACCACCUGCCGACGGUGGCACCGUCCGAGGCGGCGCCGAUGCCGUGGCUGAAGCUGGAGGCGGUGCGGCGCGAGCUCGGGGAGCCGAUCAAGGCGUCGCACUUUUCGCAGGUGCUGCGCGUGGUGCGGCGGCUGCACAGCAUCGAGCCGUCUCUGGCGCCGAGCGAGGUGGCGACGGCCGUUGCGCGCUUCGCCAAGCCCAUCAACGCGCUGCUCAACGUCGCCCGCCCGCAAAAGGUCGACCGCUUCGGCCGCGCCAUCGGCGUCGGCCGCAGGAAGACGUCGACGGCCCGCGCCUUUGUCGUCGAGGGCACCGGAGAGGUCCUCGUCAACGGCAAGACGAUCAACGAUGCGUUUGGCCGCGUGCACGACCGCGAGAGCGCUCUGUGGGCCCUACUGGCCACCGGCCGCCUCGACAAGUACAACAUCUGGGCCCUGGUGGAAGGAGGCGGCACCACGGGCCAGGCCGAGGCUAUGACUAUGGCCAUUGCAAAGGGCCUUUUGGUCCACGAACCGGCUCUGAAGCCUGCUCUGCGUAAAGCCGGCUGCAUCACGCGGGAUCCCAGAAAGGUGGAGAGAAAGCUGCACGGCCACGUCAAGGCUCGCAAGAGCCCUGCCUGGGUUAAGCGAUAG